CUAAUAUGCUAGUUUUCGGUUAGCUUAGCCUUCUUGCAUUGUUUAACUUUAAAUAAACCUGUGCUAAAAUAAAAAUAUUGGCAAAGGGCAAUGCAGUCACUUUGUGGUAUUACUCCUCGGUCAUUAACAGCAUUACGUAAAGUGUUUGCUAAACGCUUGAUUCAGACGAGCAGCAUUUUAAACAUGCCAAUUAAGGCCGGGGACAAGCUGCCACAAGUGGACUUGUAUGAGGGAGCGCCUGAUAAAAAAGUCAACACCAAGGAGUUCAGUAACGGCAAAUACGUCAUCUUUGGUGUUCCCGGUGCCUUCACACCAACCUGCCAUAAUGAUCAUGUGCCAGGCUUCCUCAAGUCAGUCAGUGCCCUCCAAGACAAAGGUGUCAAGAAGGUGAUUUGUGUGGCCGUCAAUGAUCCAUUUGUCACAGCAGCUUGGGGCAAGUCUUUAGAUGCUUCAGGGAAGAUUCAAUUUUUAGCUGACACAUGUGGUGCCUUUACUAAGGCUAUUGACUUAUCCCUGGACCUGACUGCAGUUUUAGGGAGUGUGCGCAGCAAAAGGUAUGCCAUGGUGGUGGAGAACGGUGUGGUCAAAGCUAUCAGUGUGGAGCCAGAUGGAACUGGCCACACCUGCAGCAAGGGAGACGACAUCCUCAAGUUGGUCUGAUGGGGCAGGGGGAGUAACCCCUGGUCUAGCAGGAGUAAUCUCAAUCUUUCUAAUACUCAUUUCAUAUCUAUUGACUAUGUGAGAAAUAAAACAAACUGAUGAAUAUUUUCA
Physella acuta is the source of this 771-nucleotide messenger RNA. Its product is annotated as peroxiredoxin-5, mitochondrial. Gene Ontology annotation, cellular component: peroxisome; cytoplasm; mitochondrion. Lineage: Eukaryota; Metazoa; Mollusca; Gastropoda; Physidae. Gene Ontology annotation, molecular function: thioredoxin peroxidase activity. Gene Ontology annotation, biological process: hydrogen peroxide catabolic process; cell redox homeostasis; cellular response to oxidative stress. The record is from RefSeq and is a predicted model, not a curated record.